UUCAAAAUGGUGGCAACAUCUAAGUGGCGGAGUUUGUUGCUGAUGUUCACAGGAGCCUGCUGCUGUCAUCUAGUGCUUUCACAGGCUCCAGUAAGAAAUUUCACAAUAGACUAUGACAAGAACACAUUCCUGAAGGAUGGGAAGCCGUUCCGCUAUGUGUCCGGAAGUAUCCACUACAGUCGGGUACCUCAGGACUACUGGCUGGACAGACUCCUCAAGAUGUACGCUGCAGGGCUGAAUGCUAUACAAGUGUAUAUUCCCUGGAACAUUCACCAAACAAGUAAGGCCAGUGUGUAUGAUUUCACUGGUCAGCAAGACUUUGUCCAGUUUAUAACUCUGGCCCAUGGUGUGGGACUACUGGUCAUACUCCGACCUGGGCCAUUUAUCUGUGCUGAGUGGGACUUUGGAGGUUUACCAGCUUGGAUACUGAAGGAAAAUCCUAAAACAGUUUUUAGAUCGAUGGAUUCAACCUACAUACAUUAUGUGGAUCAAUGGUUUGAUGUCCUCAUGCCGAAGGUGAAGCCCCUGUUGUACGUAAAUGGUGGUCCUAUCAUUACAAUACAGAUAGAGAAUGAGUACGGGAGUUAUUUUGCCUGCGACCAUACCUACACAGAACACUUGAGGGACAAGGUAAUUUCUCACCUGGGCAAGGAUGUGGUUCUCUUCACUACAGACAAUGCUAUUGACCCGUUUAUUAAGUGUGGCAAGAUACCCGGAGUCUACUCCACUAUAGACUUUGGAGUCACAGAAUAUGAAAAACCAACUGAUAAAUUUAAACAUCAGAGGAAAUUUGAACCUAAAGGUCCGCUGGUGAAUUCAGAGUACUACACUGGCUGGCUGGAUUACUGGGGGUCUAAACACCAGGUCCGUAGCACAGCUAAUGUCGCCAAGGAUCUCGACGAGCUGCUUAGUUACGGGGCGAACGUUAACAUGUACAUGUUUGAGGGAGGAACAAACUUUGGAUAUUGGAAUGGAGCUAAUUACUUUGUUUUCCCACUGUUUGAGCCAGUUCCCACAAGUUAUGACUAUGAUGCACCCUUAACAGAGGCAGGGGACAUAACUCCCAAGUACCACACGCUCAGACAGGUCAUAUCAAAGUACAACACCCUACCAGACAUACCGAUUCCUACAUCCUCACAAAAGGCCAAGUAUGGUACAGUCCCGAUGAAGUUUGUUGGAACUGUACAAGACCUCCUCCCACAGCUCAGCCCUACAGGUGGGGUGAUCUCUACACAUCCACUCACAAUGGAGGCCAUUGGACAGAACCAAGGAUUUGCCCUGUACAGACAUGUGUUGAAGAAAGAUCACAACAUAAACACAGUUUUACAGGUGUCUGGAGUCAGAGACAGGGGAUAUGUCAUGUUAGACAAUACCUCCAUUGGCAUUGUUGUUCGGGAAAAAGAUCCAUUUUUGAGAAUAAGUGGAAAGAAAGGACAGGUUUUGGAUAUCCUGGUUGAGAAUCAGGGUCACAUCAAUGUUGGCCGAGCCUUGACAGAAAACCUCAAAGGGAUAAUACAGGAUGUCACACUAGGAGGUGAGGUACUCCAGGAUUGGGUUAUCUUUCCUAUUUUACCAGAGAACAUUGACACGACCACGCUGGCUCAAUGGAAAGGAUCCACAUCUGUUCCAGACACCAGGGUCCCCUCUAUAUAUGUCGGACAACUGACCAUCAGUGGAGACCCCCAGGAUACCUACCUGGACAUGACUGGAUGGUCAAAGGGUCAAGCUUUGUUGGAGGGUGAGAUCAACUUAGGUCGUUACUGGCCCACAGCGGGACCUCAGGUGAGGAUGUAUGUCCCGCGGCCCUACCUACACGGUAACUCUCGACUCAACACACUGGUCAUGCUAGAGUUGGAGAAGGCUCCCUGUGAGUCUAGUAGUCCCUGUAGUGUCAGCUUUGUCGAUCAGCCCCUCAUCAACGGCACCACAACAACAUUCUCAAGGUCACAUCAACCUUGACCUUAUUUGUUAACUUUGUCAAUGAUUCCAUCAAUAAUAGCAUCACAAGAUCUCAGGGGAAAAAACCCAUUUGAAGUCAACUCUAAGUCAACUCUAUGUCACCAUGACAUCUUCUCAAGGUCACAUCAACCUUCAUCUUUGAUGUUGUUCAGAUUUCACUGCCAUGACUCAACAUUAUGCUUUUGGAGAAAACAAACAAGACACUUGUAAGAUGUUAGAGACUGUUGUAUUGACUGUUUGUAUCUGAACUGUUGUCUACAACCUAGGACACUUGUGUCACCUCAACUGAUGAACAUAUUUGAGUCGAUCAUUUCAUCAUUAGGUUAAUUGGGGAAAUGAUACAGUGAGAUUAACACUUACCCUGUGAUUUACCUUUUAAGUUGGUUAUAUCAUAUACUUGAGUGCAUUUGUUGACUUCCAUUUUUAUAUUUUGAAGUUUCUGUUCUACUUUUUACCAAGCAGUAUUACAAACUUCUGUAUUACAGUGCUGUCUGUAUAUCUUCAUUAGUGUAAUUGUCUAUAUAUCAGUACAAACUUCUGCAUUACAGUGCUGUCUGUAUAUCUUCUGUAUUACUGUGCUGUCUGUAUAUCUUCUGUAUUACAGUGCUGGCUGUAUAUCUUCACUAGUGUAAUUGUCUACAUAUCAGUACAAACUUCUGUAUUACAGAUCUGUCUGUAUAUCUUCUGUAUUACAGUGCUGUCUGUAUAUCUUCACUAGUGUAAUUGUCUACAUAUCAGUACAAACUUCUGUAUUACAGAGCUGUCUGUAUAUCUUCUGUAUUACAGUGCUGUCUGUAUAUCUUCAUUAGUGUAAUUGUCUAUAUAUCAGUACAAACUUCUGUAUAACAGUGCUGUCUGUAUAUCUUCAUUAGUGUAAUUGUCUAUAUAUAAGUACAAACUGUGUAGCUAUGAUUUAAUAGUUCACUUAACUUUAUAUUUUCGACCUUUUGACAAAGUGCAAUAAAAAAAGUUUUUAAACAUUGUUAUGAUUGA
This is a messenger RNA of Mizuhopecten yessoensis (Yesso scallop), 2952 nucleotides long. RefSeq names its product beta-galactosidase-like. Gene Ontology annotation, molecular function: beta-galactosidase activity. NCBI's taxonomy places the organism in Eukaryota, Metazoa, Mollusca, Bivalvia, Pectinida, Pectinidae. Gene Ontology annotation, cellular component: vacuole. The record is from RefSeq and is a predicted model, not a curated record. Bases 7 to 1959 code for a protein of 650 amino acids. The transcript is spliced from 17 exons. Gene Ontology annotation, biological process: carbohydrate metabolic process.